UGGCUUAUUGCAUUGGCAUCACCUUGCUUUGUCUGAGAGAGUUUGCAGCUGAGGCUUCAGGAUGGAGAGCAAUGAGGAAUACAGUCACUCCCCAGAUGCCCCAUGAAAUUGUAAUCCCUCAGUGGAGAGCGGAUGCAAACUCAGGCAACGACAAGCAUCCAUUGAGAGCGGAACUCAGGAUAACAGCUGAAGGAAGAAACUUUAUUGUGGAUGUUGAAAAAAAUGAGGAUCUCUUUGCACCAGACUACACUGAAACUCAUUAUACCAAAACUGGAACAGCCCAAACCAUCUGCUUGAACAAAACAGAUAAUUGCUUUUACCAUGGAAGAGUGAGGGCCAUCCGUGAAUCAAGUGUGGUGCUCAGCACAUGCAGAGGUCUACGUGGCCUUAUAGUUAUAAGCAACAACCUUAGUUACAUCUUAGAACCUCUUCCUGAUAGCCAGGAGCAUCACUUCAUCUACAGGUCUGAGCAUCUCAAAGUUCCUCACGGAAGCUGUGGAAGUAAGCAUUUAGAGUCAAAGGUGACAGAUUGGCUUGCAGAGUUGACAGGCCGAACCGAACCCCGUUACCACAGGGUGAAGAGGGAUGAUCAACAAUCAGUGAAAUAUGUGGAGCUUCUAUUAGUAGCUGAUUAUGCAGAAUUUCAGAAAAAUAAACAUGAUCUUCAAGCAACCAAGAAUAAAUUAGUGGAAGCUGCCAAUUAUGUAGAUAAAUUCUACAGGUCGUUAAAUAUACGGAUUGCUCUAGUUGGACUUGAAGUCUGGAAUGACUACAAUAAGUGUGACAUCUCUGAGAACCCACAUUCAACUCUUUGGUCAUUUCUUGCUUGGCGCCGCAAAUUACUAAUACAUAAAAAGCAUGACAAUGCCCAGUUGAUUACUGGGAUGUCCUUCCAUGGUACUACUAUUGGCUUGGCCCCUCUGAUGGCCAUGUGUUCCGCUUAUCAGUCUGGAGGAGUAAAUAUGGAUCACUCUGAAAAUGCCAUUGGAGUUGCUGCCACUAUGGCCCAUGAGAUAGGCCACAACUUUGGCAUGAGUCAUGAUUCAGUUGGCUGCUGCUCUACCAGUCCCAGAGAUGGAGGAUGUAUUAUGGCUGCUGCAACAGGAGCCCCCUUCCCCAGAGUCUUCAAUGAAUGCAAUAGGAAAGAGUUGGAACGGUAUCUGCAAUCUGGCGGUGGGAUGUGUCUUUACAAUAUGCCAGAUACAAGGACCAUAUAUGGAGGACAGAGGUGUGGAAAUGGGUAUCUGGAAGAAGGAGAAGAAUGUGAUUGUGGAGAAGCAGAGGAAUGUCAUAAUCCUUGUUGCAAUGCUGCUAAUUGCACUCUGAAGCAGGGCGCUGAAUGUGCUCAUGGAACUUGCUGUCACAAAUGCAAGUUGGUUUCACCUGGAACUCUUUGCCGGGAACAGGAGAGAACAUGCGACCUACCAGAAUACUGUUCGGGCAAAUCACCAUUUUGCCCUGCAAACUUCUAUCAGAUGGAUGGUACCCCGUGCGAGGAUGGCAGGGCAUAUUGCUACAAUGGAAUGUGUCUGACAUACGAGCAGCAAUGUUUGCAGCUUUGGGGAUAUGGAGCAAGGCCAGCCCCUGACCUUUGCUUUGAGAAAGUUAACGCUGCCGGAGAUUCCUAUGGGAACUGUGGGAAGGAUAUCAGUGGGAACUACAGGAAGUGCGACACAAGAAGUGCUAAAUGUGGCAAGAUACAGUGCCAAAGUUCUGCUUCGAAGCCUCUGGAGUCCAAUGCUGUUGCAAUUGAUACAACUAUCAAAUUAAAUGGAAGAGAAGUUCAUUGUCGUGGUACCCAUGUCUAUCGAAAUGAAGAAGAUGAAGGAGAUAUAUUAGACCCAGGCCUUGUGAUGACGGGAACCAAAUGUGGCGAUAGUCAUGUGUGCUUUGAGGGCCACUGUCAGAAUACCUCUUUCUUUGAUAGUGGACAUUGUGGAAAAAAGUGCAAUGGCCAUGGAAUUUGCAACAACAAUCACAACUGCCAUUGUUUCAGUGGAUGGGCACCUCCAUUUUGUGAUAAACCUGGAAAGGGAGGAAGCGUGGACAGUGGCCCCAUGCUUGAAAAAAGUCCUAUUCCAAUCAUCAUAGGUGUCCUGGUUUCCAUCUUGCUUUUGACUUUAAUUGGAAUAGCCUUUUGCUGUUACAAAUGGAGAGCUAAACUUGUGCCAAUUAAGAAGACUAUUUUUGCUCCCAAGAAAACCCAACACUCCAGCACACCUCCUUCCAUUCAGAAGGAAGCGAAUGGACAUACCAACCCAGCAUUCAAAUUGAAAACUCCACAAGGACAGAGAAAGAUUACUGAUAUACAGAAUGCACUCCCAAAAUCUGAAGUGCUGUACUGCGAGCCACCUGCAGAGCUCAAGAGACAGGGGCAGCCACCACCCCCGGCUUUUCCAGCUAACUAUACAAAGAAACCCCCCUUUCUAGAACAUCGUACCGAGAAGAAGCAUUUGCCAAAACGAACUCCACCAAGCAGGCCCGCACCUCUACCUCCAAACAUCAUGGUUCAGCAGGAUUCUUCCAGACUAAGACCACCUCAGAGAGCGCUUCCGGCAAAUCCAGUCUCUUCAGGCAACAGGACAGUGAAUACAGGAGCAGUACCAUCCUAUGGUACUUCAAGGAAUACAGAAAUACAUGCGGUCUUGGCAGAGAAUCGAGCCAUGAGAAAUCCUGGAGCAGCAAAUCCUCUGAAGUUUAGAAGCUGAAAUUUGUCUUAUGGUUCUAAAAUCUGCAUCAAUUCCAUUUGUUAUCACCUGGAAUUUUCAAGGGCUUUGCUUCAUUUUGUACAAGUCUCAGGCUUAAAAAUAACUGAGGCCAAUUUCAGAGCAACCUUUAGGAAUGGACGUUUAUUUUGUAGCAUGGGCUGAUGCAAUUCUCUAGAAAAGGUUUACCUUUCUCCAUUACAACAUUUGUUUGUUGAAAUUGGCAUGAAGAAAGAAGCAGAGGACUUAAUUACUCCUGCAAUUCAUUGUUUCAACAAUGGACAGAUUGAUUAAUCAACAUUGCAUAAUGGAGCCAAUAUAUCUAUCUUUUGAUCACUUUCUGGAACAAAAUCUGAAGUGUUUUAAAGAAGAAAGAAAUGUGAUGCCCCACGAUCAUUUCAUUCUGGUGAGGGAUCCUCCUAAACUAUUUUAGAUCGUAUAGAAGAGUUUUCCAAUUUGAAGAAUUUUGCAUUUAUGCAUUUAAGAGAAGAAUUUUCCUUCCCUUUAAGGAAUCUUCUUCUUACAUAUAUUUAAUCUCUUAUGUUCUUCUAUGGUGUCAACUGUCAAUCCAAAGUUUUUCAGUCCACGCUUUUCAAAAUUCAGAUAUUUUAGCAAUGUAAGUGCAGUUAGUCCAUAUUUUGCCUUGAACUUCCACGAUCCUCUGAGGUAUACUCAGGUCUAUUUGCCUUGGAAUUGUAACAAGUACUGACCAGCUAUGAAGGGUGUUUUUGUGAUGGCAAAUGUUUCCCUUCAACCUUGAUGGUCUUGGCAUCAUUUCUUCUUAGCUAUUAUUUGCUUCAGAUGUCUUACCUAUCUCUGAAAUGAAGCUUUGGGAAGUAAUUGCUGAGCUUUCCUCAAGUGUUAUGAUGUAAUUUCAACAGAAAGUGAAGAAUGAAAAGAUGUUUCUAAUACAGCAUCCAUCUGUAUUUCAAAAGAAAAUAUGUUGAAGGAAGUUCAUAACCCUUUUAUAUGAGGAGGGAAGUGGGCUGUUUUAGAGGGGACUAAAAUAGAGAAGAAAAUGACAAAAAAUAGGCUGGAUUUUAUCAUGCAUGAGGCAGGGCAGGAUUUUUUUCUGUUUUUUCUGUAGAUAAGAUAGGGUAGGUUUUAAAAGCUGUAUUAUGCCUAUUAUAGGUAACUUUAGAGUUUAUUUAUUGUCCAGUCUUGAAAUGAUAGGAACCAACAUUUUGCGGUACAGUUGGAGAAGGUGCAAAAAAGAGACUUUUAAAAAUUCU
Molecule: messenger RNA, 3937 nt
Organism: Pseudonaja textilis
Lineage: Eukaryota; Metazoa; Chordata; Lepidosauria; Squamata; Elapidae
Gene: ADAM19
Product: ADAM metallopeptidase domain 19
Biological process (GO): membrane protein ectodomain proteolysis
Molecular function (GO): metalloendopeptidase activity
Source: RefSeq, a predicted model, not a curated record